Messenger RNA from Aspergillus ibericus CBS 121593, 930 nucleotides. RefSeq names its product putative DRAP deaminase. The record is from RefSeq and is a predicted model, not a curated record. The coding region runs from base 70 to 750 and encodes 226 amino acids. The transcript has a single exon. Gene Ontology annotation, molecular function: catalytic activity. Lineage: Eukaryota; Fungi; Ascomycota; Eurotiomycetes; Eurotiales; Aspergillaceae.
CUAUCUUCCUCUCAAACCCCACCUCAAUUACACCUCCCUCAUUUCCCCAACUCACUCUGAAUCUACACCAUGACAACCCCCCACCUAAAAUACAUGCGCACCUGCCUGGACCUCGCCUCCCAAGCCCCCGCCCUCCCCACCAACUUCCGCGUCGGCGCGGUGCUCAUCUCACGACACACCUCCGACCCAACCCCAACCUACACCUCCGACAUCCUCCUCUCAACCGGCCACACAAUACAACACCCAGGCAACACACACGCCGAACAAUGCUGUCUCGCCAACUUCGCUUCCCAACAUAACGUCCCCCCGGACCACGUCGCCGACGUCCUCCCCUCCGACGACCCAGACCGGAAACUAGUCAUGUAUGUGACCAUGGAGCCGUGCGGGAAACGUCUCUCGGGGAAUAUGCCCUGCGUGGAGAGGAUUAUUCAAACCCGCGGGGGUGGGGAGGGGAGAGGUAUCGAGAAGGUGUAUUUUGGGGUGAAGGAGCCCGGGACGUUUGUGGGGGAGUCUGUGGGAGUGAAGAGGUUGGAGGAGGCGGGGAUUGAGUGGGAGGUUGUGGCGGGUUUGGAGAGGGAGAUUUUGGAGGUUGCGGUGGCGGGACAUGAGGGGUGGGAGGAGGAGGUGGAGAGGGCGAUGCGGGGGGUGAGGACGGAUUUGGAUGCGGUUAGUGAGGAGGAGAGGAGGAGGCAGGAGGGGGUGAAGAGGAAUCCGAAGAAGAGGAUGAUGGAGGGGGAGGUUAUAGUUUAGUCUUGGGGAUGCCGCGGCGGCGGUGGUGGUGGAUGUAUUUCAAUUGUGUAUGGGUGGGUGGAGUGGGGUUGUAUGUGUCUAUAAGAUGUACAGCAAUAUAUCCAGGUCGUUCCUUUGGGGAUUGACAGUUUGACGAGUACAGGUCGAAUACACCGACUAGUCUUGCUCAAACCACCUAUC